AUGGCCGAGAAGCAGCAAGACAAGCAGCAGGCCCAGGAGUCGGAGUCGGCAAGUAGUUCGCGCCCAAGACGUCGUCCACUGCCAAUGCCAUCGGAUGAUAUGAUACGCAAUACGAUAGCCCGAAGCUUGACACAGAUUGUGGUGAACAUGCAAAAUUCGGAGAUGCAGCAAAGAUGCCGCGAGCUUUUGCAGAUGGAGGACCUGACGCAGGGCGCGCACAUUCGAAUAUUGGCGGCGCUGGAGCAAAUCGACGAGCAGCGUGAACGUAAGGCCAGCAAGCAGAAGCGGCGCAGAUCCAAAGAUCACAAUUGAGAUAUGGCGAACAAAUACGUAUAUAUGUAGAUAUAUAUAUAGAUGUACAUAUAUUGAAAGAUUCAACAAUUAAUUU
This is a messenger RNA of Drosophila arizonae, 388 nucleotides long. RefSeq lists its product as uncharacterized. NCBI's taxonomy places the organism in Eukaryota, Metazoa, Arthropoda, Insecta, Diptera, Drosophilidae. The record is from RefSeq and is a predicted model, not a curated record.